UGUGUAUACCGACAUUUCUUUUGCGGUGAGCAAUCAACAUGAUCGGUAGCAGCUGGGUGGGGUGCGGCGAAAAAUGUGCAUUUCCACAUCUUCUCAUAUUUUAGUCGUCGCAAAACUGCAACUCGUCGUCAGUGUAUCCAGUCUGCAAUCCCGCACAUGUCGUACAGCGUGUACCGUUCUUGCGUUUAAUUCCUAACCGAGCGCGAAGCGGUUGAGUUUCAAAUAUUCGAUUUCACGUCGUUAUCCAGUUUUAUUAAGUGGUUUGUAAAUUUAUAAGCAGAUAUCAGACAAGAUGUCUCGCGCAGAAAUUAAGUGGGUAACCGAACCCGAUGAUUACGAAUGCACUCUAUCGGAAGAGACUCAGGCCAUCGCUAAGGAGGAGUUACGUGAGGACAAGAAUACUCGUGAUCAGGCACUCGCAUCCAUACGCGAAUGGAUUAUGCAAAAUCCGAAGAUUUUGAACUGCCGUCUCGAUGCCAGAUUUCUACUGCGAUUCUUACGAUUCAAGAAAUUCAGCGUUUUGCAGGCGCAAGAAGCGAUUCAACGUUAUAUUCUUUUAAGACAGACUUUUGGCAUUGCUUUUAAUCAUUUGGACAUUCGUAUUCCCAUGAUGCAAGACCUUACUGAUUUGGGAUAUUUGUUUGCUGUUCCCAAGAGAGAUAAACUUGGCAGGAGGAUUAUUAUUGCUCGACCAGGAGUGUUCGAUUUGGAGCAAUUCACAAAUGCAGACAUGUGUCGCAUACAUGGCGUUGUCUACGAGACAUUGAUGGAAGACGAAGACAAUCAAGUGCGAGGAUUUGUGCACAUCGCGGAUGGCCAAGGCGUGGGAUUCGCCUAUUUGACGUUGUUUACUAUCAAGGAAGCAGUGCGCAUUGUGAAAAAUGGAGAGAAAACUUUACCAAUGCGUCACAAAGAUGUCCAUGUGAUUAAUGUGCACCCAUCAAUGAAAUUUGCUGUAGACUUUGGUUUAUCGCUGAUCUCGGAAAAGAUCCGAAAACGUGUUCAUUUCUAUACAAACUUGGAUGAAUUUUUAAAAGCCGACCUAGUUGACAAAGAGUUGAUGCCGAAAGAAUAUGGAGGGACAAUUCCCAUGAGUGAAAUGAUUGCUUCAUUCAAGAAAGAGUUGUUUGAUGCAAACCCCACUUUGUUAUCACAUGAUAAAAUGGAGGCAAAUGAAGACUUAUUUAGCCACCAAGCAAAAAUUGGUGCAGUUUCUGCACUAAAACGAACCGGCACCAACUGUGGCAGUGAAGGUGAUUCUAUUUACGGAAUCACAGGCAAUUUCCGAAAACUGGAAGUUGAUUAAUUUCGUUUUGUUUGUUGCAAAUUUUAUAGAAUAGUUUUUGGUGAGGGGUAAAUGUUGGCACAUUUGUUAUAGACUGCACAAUAAAAAUGCUUCGUUGAGAAAAUGAAA
This is a messenger RNA of Dalotia coriaria, 1414 nucleotides long. RefSeq names its product alpha-tocopherol transfer protein-like. NCBI's taxonomy places the organism in Eukaryota, Metazoa, Arthropoda, Insecta, Coleoptera, Staphylinidae. The transcript has 5 exons. Gene Ontology annotation, cellular component: membrane. Gene Ontology annotation, molecular function: phosphatidylinositol bisphosphate binding. The coding region runs from base 293 to 1306 and encodes 337 amino acids. The record is from RefSeq and is a predicted model, not a curated record.